This is a messenger RNA of Oncorhynchus keta (chum salmon), 5181 nucleotides long. RefSeq names its product serine protease 56 (gene prss56). The record is from RefSeq and is a predicted model, not a curated record. Gene Ontology annotation, biological process: proteolysis. Gene Ontology annotation, molecular function: serine-type endopeptidase activity. The transcript has 14 exons. The coding region runs from base 433 to 3066 and encodes 877 amino acids. NCBI's taxonomy places the organism in Eukaryota, Metazoa, Chordata, Actinopteri, Salmoniformes, Salmonidae.
UAAUUUCCAGCCUUGGCAAGUAGUACUCAGAUUUGCUGUCACAGUUUUAAUGAAUUCAGCUGUUUGUGCAUUGGCCAUGGGAGCAUCUCUCCUCCCUCCCCCUCCCUCACUCUCGCCCCUCCUCCACCUCUCUGGUGUUUCCCGAGGGACUCUAUAUAUACCGCAGACCACUCUACUCCUUCCUAUUGUUCCUCUAAGGAAACUUGCAGACAGAUGCCCCGCGGUAGCACAGUGUGUGUGGGAGAGUGCAGAGAGACAGCCACGAUAGAGACAAGUCUCAAGACAAUAGCUGGUGCUGCUGGACAGAGACGUUUACUACUACUACUACGACUACUACUACUACUGCUAGCCCAUUUCUUCUUUUCUGAGUUUUUUUGUUGUGAUUUUUUUUUUCUUCUCCACCGCUGAGUGGUGAUCUGAUGAUCUGACGGCAUGUUGCUGGUGUCACUGCUGCUGAUGGCGAUGGACUGCUGCCUUGGAGCGCCAGCCGGGAGAGAGGUGUACAGGAUGCCUCAGAGUGCUCUGAAAGCUCUAUCGGACCGGGGUACUGUGGUUCUGGAGGCGGCGUUGACCAGUGCUCUGUCGGCUCUGGAACUGGCGACGUCGGAGCGGAGUCAGGCCGAGGCAGUCUGUAGAGACUGUGUACCCUGUCUCUUUCAGGACUGCGGACAGCGCUCCGCACCCUGCUCCUCUCUGGAUGGCACAUUGGCUGAGCCCAGCUGUGACGUCAUUACCAAGGCUCAGAAAGUUCCGGAGGAGGGCGAGCGGAGCUGGGCGCUGAGCCAGGCAUGUGGGUAUUACCGCCGGCGGUGCCCGCCGGGCGAAAAGGAGAAGGAGGCUUGUGUGAGGAUCAUGGGCGAGAGCUGCAGUGCCCGCGUGCUCCAGUGUAGCCUCCUGAACACCAUGCAGAGCCUGGAGCCUGCCACACAGACACGCACACAGGCAGUGUGUGGCCAGAGGCUCUCGGUGGUGCAGAACGUGACCCAGCCCCGCUCCCGUAUUGUGGGGGGUUCCCCGGCCCUCCCUGGCAGCUGGCCCUGGCUGGUCAACCUGCAGCUGGACGGAGGGCUGAUGUGUGGAGGGGUGCUGGUGGACAGCUCCUGGGUGGUGACCGCCGCUCACUGCUUCGCUGGCAGCCGCAGUGAUAGCUACUGGACGGCUGUGGUGGGAGAGUUUGAUAUCACCAAGACCGACCCUGACGAGCAGGUGCUCAAGGUCAACCGCAUCAUCUCCCAUCCCAAGUUCAACCCCAAGACGUUUAACAACGACAUAGCGCUGGUGGAGCUGACAUCUCCGGUGGUCCUGUCGGAUCGCGUGACCCCUGUGUGUCUGCCAUCAGGUCUGGAACCGCCUACUGGCAGCCCCUGUCUGGUGGCCGGCUGGGGCUCCCUCUACGAAGAUGGUCCUUCAGCGGACGUGGUGAUGGAGGCUAAGGUUCCUCUGCUGCCCCAGAGCACCUGCAAGAGCUCCCUGGGCAAGGAGCUGGUCACCAACACCAUGCUGUGUGCCGGGUACCUCUCUGGGGGCAUCGACUCCUGCCAGGGGGAUUCUGGAGGCCCUCUGAUCUACCAGGACCGUAUAUCAGGUCGCUUCCAGCUGCACGGCAUCACGUCCUGGGGAGACGGCUGUGGGGAAAAGGGCAAACCUGGGGUCUACACACGGGUCAGCGCCUUCUCCGAUUGGAUACUCGCCGAGAUACAGAAGUCCUUUGGGAGUCGUGAGCCGACGUGCCCUGAGUUGCUGAAGACAUCGGAGCUGUCGGAGGAGCAGCAGAGGUCGGAGUUCAUCUCCCUGUGUCGCUUCUACGCCCAGACCUGCCCUCCCAGCCAGGGGAGCGCUGCCUGCAACCGCCUCGUAGAGGAGAAAUGUCGCAGCCGCUUCAAGAAGUGUCAGUUGCGUUCGUUCCUGCAGACCCUGCUGGACUUGCUCCAGAGAGCAGAGGACUAUAUCAGAGACAAGGUAGACCUGACCUUCUUCACCCAGACCCUGCCUCAACUGGUGGAACACAUCUACAGUACAGCCUUCACCGCCAAGGAGAGGGAGAGGAGGGAGAUCCCACAGGAAACAGAACAGGUAUGGGGUGCUGUCCGGUCAGGGUCAGAGGAAACUGGUCCUGGGUUGUUCCAGAAGGUAGGCCCCCUGGUGGCUGACUGGGAGAACUACCUCAGGGGCAUUGCUGUGGAGUUGGACACACAGACACACGGCUCCAAACCCCUGAGCCAAGAAGAGAGCCUUUUCCUUCAGGCAGAGGACCCCUCUCUGCAUCAGCUAGAGGGGAAGUACCAGACCAUCAUCUCAGCCUUACACUCCAAACUGGACUCCAGACCUGCUCCUCCGAUCUUGCACCUGAAUACAGACCUCCUCCAGGAAAACUCUCCCAACAUUCAUGCUGUUCCCACUGAAGAGUCGCCCUCCUCAUUCCCCCUUCAGGGGUCAGAGUCGCUCACAGCCCUCAUCAGUGAAAUCCGGAAAUUUGGGACACAGAAUGAAAUGGCGACAGAAGAUGCAGAAAUUAGUGUAACAUCGUUUGAAGAGGAUACAUUUUCAGAUCCAACACCAGUCAGUUCAAUAGAGACUACUGAUUGGCUUAACGAAGCUGUGACCGAACAGACAACCUUACAGCGCCUGUUCCCGUCUCUGUCCACCAUCGGCAGCACCAUGUCUCCCAUAGCAACGACCUUUGACUCCAGACAGACUCUACUUCCUGGUUCUCCCUCCCUCCAGCUGUCCCUCGACCACCGGAGACGCAGGAGUCUCCGCAAGAGGCAGAUCCCUGGGGUUAAAGCUUGUCCAGGAGUAGCAGAGUCCACCCAGCAAGUGAGUGGUAUCAGAGACACAUACAAGUGGAUCCUGGGCAUCCCCACCAAGAACCUCCACAUGAACUUCCAGGAGUUGCUGGUGGACCUGAGCUCUAAGAACGAACGGGGUCUGUACGAGGCUCGGGUCAGGGCGGUGGUGGGGGGUCGACCUCUGACCUUCUACAGCCUGGUGGGUCUGGAGAAUGAGUCCUUCUACCGUAGCAUGCCGCGCAUCAUUGCUCUGGCUCUGGACGCUCUCAAAACGUAAACAGUAUCAAGUUCAACAAAACGAACACACGUCAAAGACUCAGUGGCUCAGCGAAGGCAUGGUCUCGUCAGCUUGUGGUGCCGGAGACCAGAGAGGGGGAACGAACCCCGUGGGACCUAGAAACUGGCGACUUCUCAUUCAGAUGGGAGGCGAGAGGACAGGCACUGGGCAUUCUAGGAGACCUAAACAUUAGGAAUGUAACAAUUCACCAAUGCACAUCAGGUCCGGUUCAAAUGCUUAAGAUGCUGAGUGCGUCCAUGUUAUUGGUGGGCGGGGAGCCCUAACUGAUCCAAAUGACGUAUGCAUCGGUCAGAAAACCCAUUUAAAAUGUUCCAAACUGACAGUUAACUGUUUUUUACUUUAUAUAGUGUUAUUCCGGGGAAAAAAACUGCUCCUUUAGUUCAGUAGCCUAUCAGAAUUUAUCACGUAACUGCGUAUGAGUGUGAGAUAGCAACUGUGCGUACAGAGCUGGAGACAGCUGCUCGUGCCAACGAGAGGUUGCUCUAGUUGUUCUAAUGGGCUAUUCGUACAUCUGCAUUCAGAUGCUUGUAAUGGCUUUCACAAUGUCAUAUCAUAGGCAUUAUUAGUUGAGUGACAACAGAUGUAAUUUGGGUCAUUUCGGGUCAUUGUUACCAAAUGAGCUGUAGAAAGUGGUUUUUACUGGAGUUGUGUAGCCGACCGGAAUGGAUACAACUCACAUCCAACUGUUGAUUUGGGGUUUUCAAUCAUUCACAUUUCAUUUAAUUGUUCAGGUUCACUAUAAGAAAUAGUUUGGUAGUUUUGCUUUAAACAGUCAUUGUAUUUGGUCAUUUCAACAUGAACAGGGUAUGUUCAUUAAAGACAGAAAUAGUUUUGGUAGUUUUGCUUUAAACAGUCAGUGUAUUUGGUCAUUUCAACAUGAACAGGGUAUGUUCAUUAAGGACAGAAAUAGUUUUGGUAGUUUUGCUUUAAACAGUCAUUGUAUUUGGUCAUUUCAACAUGAACAGGGUAUGUUCAUUAAGGACAGAAAUAGGUUUUGCCAGCUGCGCAUGGUUGCGUUGAUUCAUUGGUCGGAAUGGAGAAGGUCUCCAUAAAACUCCAAACUGUCUAAACCGUUCCCUUUUGAGACGGGGUAAAAUACAAAGCUGCAUUAUAUAAAUUGGCUAAAUACCAUGCUAAUUUCUAAAAGAUAAAUAUUGACAUAGUACUAGCUGGAAACAUGUUUAACCUGCAAAAAUGACAAGUUAAUCAGUGGGCGAUGGUGAUGUCAGAUGUCAAAUAAAAGUGGUGGGAGAAAAAGCAUACAUUUCUCCACUCCUAAUCUGAUAGUGGGGUGGUGGAUGCUCAGUCUGCUCAGGUGUCUACACACCAUUGACACACACACACACUGAGGGCCACUCAGCUUAGAGAAGUCAUCUCAGACAGAUCCAGCACAGAGAGGCCCAGCUUCUGAGCUCCCAUCAGCAGCAGUUAUGAAUUAAAAAUGGAAAAUGAAUGUGUUCAAUGCAACGACAAAGAAGUGCAUUGAACCGAAUUGCAUCAAUUAGUUUCCCUAAUCAAACCAAAUCGCACCGACUCGUUUCAAAUUCAAAUGUAUCGUUCUUGUAUUGUACCAAUGUGUCCAAAUGCGUAUGAAAUCGCUCCGCGCAAAUGGACGCAAGUGCACACACAACACACUGCGUGACUUUGCUGGCCCACGCUGAAGAACAGACAGGAGAGUGACAUUAUACAACAUGUCAACCCACCUGAGAGCCUGACCUCUAUGUACACACAGCCCUGAAUGUAUUAGACCAUCCUGCCUAGCAACCAUUCAUGGAGAUGAGUUGUUUUUUUUUACAUGGCUGGCGUAACGCAGUGAGACAGCCAUACAAAUAGAUAGAGAACUCAUUUUUGUACCUGUGCCAUUAAAAAGGUGGAAGCCCUCAAUGCCGAUGGCCAUGCUAAAACGGGUUAUAUCCAUGUAUCUAUCUCUAUGGACGCAACCCAUUCUAAUUUAUGAGCCUGUAUAAAUAAGUUAUUCAAAAUGUCUGUUUUUCUGCAAAAGGUUGAGCCUCUUGUGAAGCAAGCAGACUGUAGGCCCCUUCAUACUGUACAUUGGUAUAUUAUUUUUCAUUGCUAUAUUUAUUUGUAUAGAGA